Mesocricetus auratus (golden hamster) is the source of this 1235-nucleotide messenger RNA. It is a transcript of the gene Plekhf2, whose product is annotated as pleckstrin homology and FYVE domain containing 2. The transcript has 2 exons. The record is from RefSeq and is a predicted model, not a curated record. NCBI's taxonomy places the organism in Eukaryota, Metazoa, Chordata, Mammalia, Rodentia, Cricetidae. Gene Ontology annotation, molecular function: phosphatidylinositol binding; metal ion binding. Bases 268 to 1017 code for a protein of 249 amino acids.
UGUUUGGCGCUUGGGCGAGGGCGCGCCGGUGCGCGCGCAGGAGGGAGGCCAGCCGGGCGGCCGUUGUCGGCUUCGACAGGAGGGGCGGUGAAGUCACCUGCGAGCGUCUGCGCCCGUCGCGCCCGGAUCGCGCCGGCCUCGCGGGGCCCCACACACCCUGCGAGGCUGGGGCCCGGGCACAGGCAGAGUCCGCGGCCGGAGUCGGCGACGAGGACGAGUCGCAGCCUCGGCGCCGCCGCCCGCGCCGGGCCGGGUUAUUAACAAAAAAUGGUGGAUCGUCUAGCAAACAGUGAAGCGAACACUAGAAGAAUAAGUAUAGUGGAGAACUGUUUUGGAGCAGCUGGUCAACCCUUAACCAUCCCUGGACGGGUUCUUAUUGGAGAGGGAGUAUUGACUAAGCUCUGCAGAAAGAAGCCUAAAGCAAGGCAGUUUUUCCUGUUUAAUGAUAUUCUUGUAUAUGGCAACAUUGUCAUCCAGAAGAAAAAAUACAACAAACAACACAUUAUUCCCUUGGAAAAUGUCACCAUCGAUUCCAUUAAAGAUGAAGGAGAAUUACGGAAUGGAUGGCUUAUUAAGACACCAACUAAAUCGUUUGCAGUGUAUGCUGCCACUGCCACCGAGAAGUCAGAGUGGAUGAACCACAUAAAUAAGUGUGUCACCGAUUUACUCUCCAAAAGUGGGAAGACACCGAGUAGUGAGCAUGCUGCUGUCUGGGUUCCUGACUCUGAGGCCACCGUGUGUAUGCGCUGUCAGAAAGCAAAGUUCACACCAGUUAAUCGGCGGCACCACUGCCGGAAAUGUGGCUUUGUUGUUUGUGGUCCGUGCUCUGAAAAGAGAUUUCUUCUUCCCAGCCAAUCUUCUAAGCCUGUGCGGAUAUGUGACUUCUGCUAUGACCUGCUUUCCACUGGGGACAUGGCCGCGUGUCAGCCAGCUAGAUCAGACUCUUACAGCCAGUCAUUGAAGUCUCCUCUAAAUGACGUAUCUGAUGAUGAUGACGACGAUGAUAGCAGUGACUAAGGACAUGUUUUGAAAUAUUUAAUUGGGUGUGACUACCUGAGAAUCAGCUUUGGGGGAAAUGUAAAAUUCUUAGCUCUCUCGAUUUUGCUGUAGCCAUGAGUUCACCUGAGGAGGUUUUGACCUCUGUGCCUCUGUAUCCUAUGGAAAGAGCCCCUCGCUCUCUGCUCCUCUGCACUCUCACAGGGACAGAUAUAUCUGAUAAAGUCUUGGCUUCUGUU